Schistosoma turkestanicum is the source of this 2067-nucleotide messenger RNA. Lineage: Eukaryota; Metazoa; Platyhelminthes; Trematoda; Strigeidida; Schistosomatidae. The record is from the annotation of a GenBank genome assembly.
ACACUCUGACCUUCACGUAGACCGCAAGGUUCGGACGCUUUGAACAGUCAUGACCUCUACUCUAGAAAGACCCGUUUGGGAUGAUGUAGACGAAGCUAUGGUGGAAGAAGUUAUGAGGAUGUCCACCGAAGAGCUGACAAGCAGAGCAAGGCUGCUUGAUUCUGAAAUUCGUUUUAUGCAGUCUGAGUUGAAACACGUCAAUCAUGAAAUAAACACAAAGCAGACAAAAGUUAAGGAUAGCAAAAGCAAAAUAAAAUUAAAUAAAGCACUCCCAUAUCUAGUGGCUACUGUCGUCGAACUGCUUGAUGUAGAACCUCAAGAGGAUGAAGUAGAAGAGGGAGCAAACGUUGAUCUUGAUUCUCAGCGCAAGGGGAAAUGUGCAGUUAUCAAGACAAGUACUAGGCAAACCUACUUCCUCCCUGUUAUUGGCCUUGUGCCUCCCGAAGAGUUGAAACCAGGUGACUUAGUUGGAGUACACAAAGAUUCAUAUCUGAUCCUUGAAAAACUUCCACCGGAGUUCGACUCUCGAGUAAAGGCUAUGGAAGUUGAUGAGCGCCCAACUGAGAGAUACAGUGACAUUGGUGGCCUCGACAAGCAGAUACAAGAAUUAAUUGAAGCAGUUGUGCUCCCUAUGACGCAUCGUGAUCGUUUUGAAGCACUGGGUAUUCAGCCACCAAAAGGAGUUUUAUUGUAUGGUCCUCCAGGAACUGGAAAAACACUCCUAGCCCGUGCAUGUGCAGCUCAAACCAAAUCCACAUUUCUCAAACUUGCUGGUCCUCAGCUAGUGCAAAUGUUCAUUGGAGAUGGUGCCAAACUGGUUAGAGAUGCCUUCCAAUUGGCUAAAGAAAAAGCCCCAGCAAUUAUUUUCAUUGACGAACUUGAUGCUAUCGGUACAAAGCGUUUCAAUAGUGAAAAAGCUGGUGAUCGUGAGGUACAGCGAACGAUGUUAGAACUUCUUAACCAACUGGAUGGUUUUCAACCAAAUCAUGAUAUCAAAGUGAUCGCAGCUACCAAUAGAGUAGAUAUAUUGGACCCAGCAUUAUUACGAAGUGGCCGAGUUGAUCGGAAAAUCGAAUUCCCUGCUCCAAAUGAGGAAGCACGUGCCCGUAUUAUGCAGAUCCACUCCCGUAAGAUGAAUGUAGACAAAGAUGUCAAUUUUGAAGAACUAGCUCGCUGUACAGAUGACUUUAAUGGAGCCCAAUGUAAAGCCGUAUGUGUGGAAGCGGGUAUGAUCGCGCUGCGUCGAGGUGCUUCAGAAGUGACACAUGAAGAUUACAUGGAUGCUAUUCUGGAAGUCCAAGCUAAGAAGCGCACUAAUCUAAACUACUAUGCCUAACCAUCAUUAUUGACUGUUUUCUUCAUAUUACAAUCACAGAUGGUUCUAAAGCAUACUGACAAGUAUACCAUCAACACAGUUCAUUGUGCUAUUAGCAGCUGUCCAUAAUUCUCCGUUAUUUGAUGAAAUAUACAAUGUAUUUAUUUUAGUACGGAGUGAUGCUGUAUUCUUUUUGUCAACCUGAUGAAUACUGCCUAGCUAUUCUUCGUUUUCUCAUCACUUUUAGGAUGCUAACUUCUUUUUCCCUUUAGUGUCAACAACACAUUGCCUUUCUAAAGAUAUUUUUCUACGGAGUUGUGUAAUGUUUUUGGUUGGAACACAGGUACUCCAACCAAUUUGCUAACCUGGUAGUAUAACUAAUCGUUACACAGAGCUGUAAACUUGGUCAUGUAGUCGAAUACGACAAAAAUUGUGACGUUAAUUCCAGUUUACUAUGAUAGUUUUCUUGCGGAACGCCUGUAGGGCUUUUGCUAUAAAGGUACACAAAUGUUUGGAUGCUGAUUCAUUGCCGUAUUAGAAAUAUAGAUAUAGAAUGGUCUUAUUUAGUAACCCAAUGUUCUCUGGUUAGGAACCAUAUAAAAAGCCGUCUGUAUGUACAUAACAGAAGUACUACUCGAGAGUCUACAAUUUGUAGUUUCGAUUCGAAUUACCCGUAAAAGCAAAAUAUAAAACAAGCAUUCAAAAUAUAAAAGUUAUUAAUAAUCGUAGUACAAGUUGUUACUUUUUUCUAA